Molecule: messenger RNA, 2238 nt
Organism: Balearica regulorum gibbericeps (East African grey crowned-crane)
Lineage: Eukaryota; Metazoa; Chordata; Aves; Gruiformes; Gruidae
Source: RefSeq, a predicted model, not a curated record
CGACGGUUGUCCGAUGAGAUUGACAAACUGAGGCUGGAGGUUGAUCAGCUCAAGACCAGAAGUGGGACAUUCGUGGAGAGUGUGCACGCAAGGUCCCAUAUGGGCAGCGCGACAGAUCUGCGCUUUCCACUGAGCGCCGUGGUCCAUGCCCCCGCCGAGCCCUUCAGCACAGCCCCAGGCCUGCCUCGGGCGCAGAAGGGUCGAUUUGCCGCCCGGCGAGAGGAGCCAGCCAAGGACUGGGAGCAGGCCCAGGCAGGCAGCGUCCUGGCCACGGGGCCUCACGCCUUCGACAGUGACCCUGAAAUCUCUGACGUGGAUGAAGACGACCGUGAGACACUCUUCAGCUCCAUGGAUGUGCUUUCUCCCAGUGGGCACUCGGACGCUCAGACAUUGGCCAUGAUGCUCCAGGAGCAGCUGGAUGCCAUCAAUGAAGAGAUCAGGAUGAUCCAAGAGGAGAAGGAGUCCACUGAGCUCCGCGCAGAGGAGCUGGAGACCCGUGUCACGAGCGGCAGCAUGGAGGGCCUCAACCUCACCCAACUCUGCAAAAGGGCUUCCAUCCCCACCUCACUGACAGCCCUGUCCCUGGCCAGCUCAUCCCCACCACUCAGUGGCCGCUCCACCCCCAAGCUUUCCUCCCGCAGCGCCGCUCAGGACCUCGACCGCAUGGGGAUCAUGACGUUGCCCAGCGACUUGAGGAAGCACCGGAGGAAACUGCUAUCACCUGCAGCUCGGGAUGAAAGCCGAGAGGAUAAAACCACCAUCAAAUGUGAGACGUCCCCCCCAUCCUCACCCAGGACGUUGCGGCUGGAGAAGCUGGGCCACCCCGCGCUAAGCCAGGAGGAUGGGAAGAGCUCGCUGGAGGAGCAGGCCAGCAACCCCAGCAGCAACAGCAGCCAGGACUCCCUGCACAAGGGCUCCAAGAGGAAGGGGAUCAAAUCCUCCAUCGGGCGCUUGUUCGGGAAAAAAGAGAAGGGUCGCUUGAUUCAGCUGAGCAGAGAAGGGGCCACGGGGCAGGUGCUGCUGACGGACAUGGAAGUGGGCAUGCAGGACCCUCUGGGACUUGGCAAACUGGGUGCUCAAGCCGAGAAGGAUCGGCGCCUGCGGAAGAAGCAUGAACUCCUAGAAGAAGCUCGGAGGAAAGGAUUGCCCUUUGCUCACUGGGAUGGCCCCACUGUCGUCUCCUGGCUGGAGCUCUGGGUGGGGAUGCCAGCCUGGUAUGUUGCCGCUUGCCGAGCCAACGUGAAGAGCGGAGCCAUCAUGUCAGCCCUGUCUGACACUGAGAUCCAGAGAGAGAUUGGCAUCAGCAAUGCACUGCAUCGCCUGAAGCUGCGUCUGGCCAUCCAGGAGAUGGUCUCACUCACGAGCCCUUCAGCACCACCCACCUCACGAACAUCCUCUGGAAACGUCUGGGUCACCCAUGAAGAGAUGGAGAACAUGGCGACUUCCACCAAGACGGACACAGAGGAAGGCAGCUGGGCACAGACACUGGCCUAUGGAGACAUGAACCAUGAGUGGAUUGGGAACGAGUGGCUGCCCAGCCUGGGUCUCCCACAGUAUCGCAGCUACUUCAUGGAGUGUCUUGUUGAUGCACGGAUGCUGGACCACCUGACCAAGAAAGAUCUCAGAGUUCACUUGAAGAUGGUGGACAGCUUCCACCGCACCAGCCUGCAGUACGGCAUCAUGUGCCUGAAGAGACUCAACUACGACCGCAAAGAGCUGGAGAGGAGGCGAGAAGAGACCCAGCACGAAAUCAAAGACGUGUUGGUGUGGACCAAUGACCAGGUCAUUCACUGGAUCCAGUCCAUUGGGCUUCGCGAGUAUGCAAACAACCUCAUCGAGAGCGGGGUGCACGGGGCACUUCUGGCCCUCGAUGAAAAUUUUGACCACAACAGUCUGGCACUCGUGUUGCAAAUCCCCACACAGAACACACAGGCUCGACAAGUGCUGGAGAGGGAGUUCAACAACCUGCUCGCCUUGGGCACAGAUCGAAGGCUGGACGAUGGCGAUGACAAGACCUUCCGUCGAACCCCGUCCUGGCGAAAGCGCUUCCGCCCGCGAGACAUUCACAGCAUCAACAUGCUCAGCGGUCCAGCCGAGACACUGCCAGCCGGCUUCCGCGUCACCAGCCUGGUGCCCCUGCCUCCUCCAUCUGCCCCUGCCAAGAAAAUGCCCCCAGAAGUUGGUGCCUCUGGGUCGCCAAGGCUGGAGACCUCCACGGUCCGGACGUACUCCUGCUGA